This is a messenger RNA of Oncorhynchus masou masou (cherry salmon), 6946 nucleotides long. RefSeq names its product proline-rich protein 7-like. NCBI's taxonomy places the organism in Eukaryota, Metazoa, Chordata, Actinopteri, Salmoniformes, Salmonidae. The record is from RefSeq and is a predicted model, not a curated record. The coding region runs from base 1147 to 1920 and encodes 257 amino acids. The transcript is spliced from 3 exons.
UACUCUACGGUAUAAUCCAGACCUCAUUACUAAACACGACACCGCGCUCAUGAUUGCCGCACAUCAUUCAUUAUAGGCGAUACCAAGAAACCAGAUGAAAUUAGCGUGAAACGGACGAGUAGCAUCACUCACUUAAAUUGCGGUCAAGGCAACAUAAAAUAAUUUAUGAAAUCUGUAUUUACUUUAUUGUUAAAUAAACCCGAAACACCUUGGUUUACCUAUUUCCUUGCUGUCAUAAACUGUGCGCUCAGCUGACAUUUCAAUGGAACGGGGCGAGUCGUGUUUCUGAUCCAUCAGGAAGACGUCCUGGCAAAGCGUGACGUUGAGAGUCCUCUGGAGUUCUGAGGUGCCAGAACCCAUCAGAGCCCAUAGUCUGGGGAUCAGGGUGCCAGAGGGGGGACACGGAACGCGGAACCAAGUGGAACCGCUCAGAACUCCGCAGGAGUGUACGGAACCCCUGGGCCUGGCCCUGUGUCCUGGAGGAGGCAGCUGAGGGACGGACCGGGUGCGUCACGUGGCACUGCUCUGCCUGACUCCCACCCAGACCUCACCCCUCAGAGGGCCCUCUCAGCCUUCCUGCUGGGGAGAAGAGCAGGCCUUCAAUCUCAGUGGGAAGGAGGAGCAGUGCUCUGUGUUUAUUUGUGUUUUCAUUAAGCUGUGCUUUUUCAGGAUACCUCGACAGUGGAUGUGAUUUAGACAAGGAGUUUUGUAGUGAGACUGCAGGGAGAAUGUAGAUGACCUUGUUUUACCUGUAUAGAACCAUAGGACAUCUGAUCUGCAGUGACCAGCAGGCUGGUAAACAACUGAUCACACCUGGUCUUUGGACUACAGAAGCGCCUCUGAGACAGUACUGUUGGUGUGGGUGUUGUUGUGUGGGAAUGAAGACACUGGACAGCCGGUCAUUUUAACAGGGAUCAUGUACACUGUCAUCAGGGCUGAUCUGAGACAUCAGCUGUCACACUGAUAUAAGAUGACUAAAAAUCAACAGAAGACUACACAUUCAACCAAACUCCUCUGGAGACUGGAGCCCUGUUUUCCCGUCUCCUCAGUGACAGUCAGUGCUAUUUGAUUUAACAUAUCUCCAGUCCAGUUGGCUCCUCAUUUAACGCACCUCGGUAGUGCCAAGUCAACUAGUUUCUCAUCACCAUGGUGAUGUCCCAGGGCACAUACACCUUCCUGGCCUGCUUUGCUGGGUUCUGGCUGGUGUGGGCUCUCAUCGUCAUGCUGUGCUGCUUCUGCAGCUUCAUCCAGCGCCGUCUGAAGAAGAGGAGGGAGGAGAGGCUGAGGGAGCAGUGUCUGAGGGCCUUGGAGAUGGAGCCAUUGGAGUGCCUGGGCCCAGAGGGGUUAGGAAGGGAACCCCCCACCAGAGAGCCCCUCCAUUUCUGCCCCCCACUGACCCUCUCCCCUCCGCUGCACAUUCUUCACUCCCUCCCACAGGGCAGCUGGGCCUCCCCUCAAGAGACAGACGUGUUUGGAAAGCCCCCCUGCUAUGAGGAGGCUGUUCUGAUGGAGGACCCCCCUCCUCCCUACUGUGAGGUGCUGGCUGACAGCCGGGGGGGCACCAACACCAAGCCCUCCUCCCGGACCUCCAGGCUGGAGCAGCAGGAGUCCGAGACCUCCAAGACUCCUCCGGUCACAGUGUUCUCAGAGAGGGGCUACUCCUCCCUGAUCCGCCUGCCCACUGCCCGACGCUGGGACUCCCUGGGGCACCUGCUGUCUACCAUGGACCUCAACCACAACACCCUCCCCAUGGAGCCCCUCUCCCUGCAGGCCCAGGCCACCACUACCAUGCCCCGCGAGGGCCGGACUCACACACAGCCAGAGCUGGGGCUGAGAAGUAUCCAGGGGCUCAGGCGGCUAGAGCAGAGCUGUGGCCUGCCCACGUCCUUCCCUCUGCUGGGUCGCAGCACGGCCGUGUAAGCCUGAAUAAUCCUCCUGGAGGUGGGGGUGAGGCUGAAGCUAAGGACGCUGGGUUGAGGUGGAGAGGCGUUGGGUUGGGUUUGAGGAGGGGCGUCUGGUUUGUAGAGUUGGACUGAUGGAGGGGGUAGAGAAGGAAAAACACCUUUUAGACUCCCAGCAGCCAGAGGUGUUGUUCUCUGCUUUCUUCUGUGCAGUGAGAUGAGGACAACUUUUCUAAAGAUUACAUAUCUGCCUUCCUCUCAUCAUCCCUCUUUUAUCUUGCUUUGUCUCCCUCCAUAUCUGUCUCGCUCUAUUCUCUCUCUCUGGCUGUGUUGAUCUCUCUAUUCUCCAUGGCAUCACAGCCUGAUGCAGAGCAGCUAUUACACCGAGGGUACAAAACAUUUGUAACAUCUUCCUAAUAUUGAGUUGCAACCCUUUUUGCCCUCAUAACAUCCUCAAUUCGUCGGAGAAUUGACUCUACAAGGUAUCGAAAGCAUCCACAGGGAUGCUGGCCCAUGUUGACUCCAAUGCUUCCCACCAUUGUGUCAAGUUGUCUGGAUGUCCUUUGGGUGGUGGACCAUUCUUGAAACACACGGGAAACUGUUGAGCGUAAAAAAAUCUAGCAGUGUUGCAGUUCUUGACAUACUUAAACCCAUGCACCUGGUACUUACUGUACUACCAUACCCCGUUCAAAGGCACUUAAAACUCUUGUCUUGCCCAUUCACCCUCUGAAUGGCACAUACACAAUCCAUGUCUCAAUGCAUACAACUCCCAGUGGUGGGAAAAUUAUCCAAUUGUCAUACUUGAGUAAAGGUAAAGAUACUUUAAAAGAAAAGUAAAAGUCACCCAGUAAAAUACUACUUGAGUAAAAGUCUAAAAGUAUUUGGUUUUAAAUAUACUUAAGUAUCAAAAGUAAAUGUAAUUGCAAACAUAUACUUAAGUAUCAAAAGUAAAAGUAUAAAUAGUUUCAAAUGUCUUCUAUUAAGCAAACCAGACUGCAUCAUUUUCUUGUUUUUUAAAUUUACAGAUAGCUAGGGGCAUGCGCCAACACUCAAACAUUAUUUACAAACAAAGCAUGUGUUUAGUGAGUCCGCAGUAGGGAUGACAGAGGCAGUAGGGACGUUCUCUUGAUAAGUGUGUGAAUUGGACCAUUUUCCUGUCCUUCUGAGCAUUCAAAAUGUAACAAGUACUUUUGGGUGUCAGGGAAAAUGUAUGGAGUAAAAAGUACAUAAUUGUCGUCUUUAGUAAAAGUUGUCAAAAAUAUAAAUAGUGAAGUACAGAUACCCCAAAAAACUACUUGAAAGUAAAAAUACUUGAAAGUACUACUCAAGUACUUUACACCACUGAAAAAUAAUUCCUCCCCUUUAUCUACACAGAUUGAAGUGGAUUUAAUAAGUGACAUCAAUAAGUGAUCAUAGCUUUCACCUAGACUCAUCUGGUCAGUCUGUCAUGGAAAGGUGUUCCUAAUGUUUUGUGCACUCAGUAUAUGAGUCUGCUGUUGCCAUGGCUCCCUGGAACUGUUGCCCAUGAUGCCUUGGCCCCCUAGCGACUCCAGGUAGAAAGACCUCUAGUAGCUCUGUGUUGCUCCUGUUCUAUAACAUUAACAGUGAAGGACCAAGAGAUUUGCUGAAUUCAGUCGCUAUCGCCCUGCUCUGAGGAUUGCGAUGUGUAAUGGAAACAUUGUUUUGAAUUGAAAAAGCUCUUCUCCAUCAUUACUGUCAUAUCUUCAAGAUGUUCUGGGACUAUGUGGACUAUGAAUAUCAAUUUAAUAAACCACAGCUGGGGAUCGUUGCUCCUCGGUGUACGGAUGACUGUGUGUGUGUAUGUAUGUAUGUAUGUAUGUAUGUAUGUAUGUAUGUAUGUAUGUAUGUAUGUAUGUAUGUAUGUAUGUGUGUGCGUGUGUGUGUGUAUGUAUGUGUGCGUGUGUGUGUGUAUGUAUGUAUGUGUGCGUGUAUGUAUGUAUGUGUGCGCGUAUGUAUGUAUGUGUGCGCGUGUGUGUGUGCGUGUGUGUGUGUGCGUGUGUGUGUGUGUGGUCUAGCUCCUAAAUCAUUAGUCCAAUCAAGUACAAAGGGAGACAGCAGCCUUUUUUCCAGCAGGAAUAAGUUCCCUCUAUCCGAAGAAUUGAAACCCUUGUAUAAAUAAUUCAUAGCGCUAAUCAUAAGAUUUCCUUUCUCUCCCUCUCUGGGUUGUAAAUGACUUCCUAAUGGUUGCAAUCUGUCCAUCAGUGAAGCGUUUCAUCGAGAUUGUAAAUCCAUUUCUCUCCUUCUCUCCCUCUCCAUCUCAAGCUACUCAUCAGGCUAGAUGUGACUGUGAAACACUCCUUCACAUUGCCAUGCGGGUGCUACAGUACAUACAGCAGACACCAUUACAGAAAUGGAAACAGUCAUGGUAGCAAGGCAAACUCAUCACCAUGCAGCAACUGCAGACACAUGAUUUUCUUUCCUUAUUUCCUCAAAUAUUAUUUAGCUAUUCAUGGCUCUCUCUCUCGCUCUUUCAUAAUAUCUGACCCCUUCUCUGAGCAAUACUGGUGUUUUGAAUGACAUUCAGACAGCUCCUCUUCGUUGAGCUUUGGAAAACACUUGAAACUAAAAGCUUUGGAAGAUGCUUUAAACAAGUGCUUUCCCUUGUCACUCACAACCAAUUAUAUCUUGGGAAUAUUUUAUUCUGUUUUCAAACAAUUUUUCACAGCUAGUGUGAUUAAGCGCUGAAUUCAAUCCGUGGAGCUGAUGAUCAGCGUUACAGCAUGAUUACAUUUAAAGGCAAUGUUCCCCAUCAGCGGAGACUGCAUUCACAGUGAACCCUGCAUAUGUCGGCUUCAUCUGAAAUUACCUUCAUAUUUUGAUCACGCUGUCGAGCCCCAGAUGCUUUUGCAGGGGAGAAAUCUGAAAAAAAUCUGGGAAAAUUAGUGAGAUAUGAACAAUAGUGCGUUGAUUGCAUCAAGGCCAAAGUAUUUCCUCCUUCUGAAUCCAUCCAAUACGGACGGACCCCUUUUACUACCCUUCUCAGCCUAUGAGGAACCAUGUUACCCACCAAGGUCCGCCUCUUUGUUAUUAGCUGUUAUGUAAACCCAAUUCAAUCACAUUAUGUAACCACUGAAAUUAAUGCAUUAUUUGAUGGGCUUACCUGGCAGUACCCUUGAGAUGCUUGGACAAAUUAGGAAGCUUGUCAGCUUGGUUCGGUCCUCAAGGACACUCGAGUUACGGAAUUGGAUUGGAGGUCUUCAAUCCAAGGAACACCACCAUUACAGUAUAGGGCACAGCAGGUUAUACAAAUGUGCAGGUAGGAAACAUACAGUACCCAACAGAAGGAGAGAGAUGGAGAGACCGAGCUACUUGAGGCCAUUCCUGUAAAUAGAGAAUUUUAUUACUGAGAGGUAAAAAAAAGUAUUGCAGUUUGAAGUGAGGGGCAAUAGGGGAAUGUCAAAGAGCACUUAUUUAUAUAUUAAGGUAGUUGUGGUUAUCUUGAAACCUAAAAUUUAGGCAGUUCAUUUAGUUUAUUCCAGAUGCUGUUUUUUGUGUGUGUUUUUUUUUACAGUAUACAAUUGCAUUUAGACAAUCAUUUUAAGAGCUUUCCUUUUUUGGAACAACCAAUUUAAUCUGAUUAUCAUGGCCCUGAAUGUACAGAUUCAUGAUAUAAGUAACUGAAAAUGAACACAAUUUAAUUUGAGGUGUUUCUAUCCAUGCUUGAAUGUAGAAGUAAAUGUUAAAUAUUAUUUUGCCAAAUGUUUUGUCUGUUUUAAUCACACAUCAUGUCAUAUACAGUCUUCUUGAUUGAUUGACAAUUGCUUCUGAGCUGUCAUGCCUGGAUUCCAGUCGCUUAUUUAAUUGUACAACUGUUAUUUUGUUUAUGCAGUUUAUUUUACUUUUCCCCUCCUCCGCCACAGAAGGAAAAGACAGAGGUGUAAAACUGUCAUCCUUCCUCUGUUGGCUUACGUGUUGCUUGGCAACCACCAGGCCAGAGUGCUAGCUCAGUUUGUUUACAUAGAGUGAAUGGGAACGUCAGCUGUGUGGUCAGUGCUGAACAGUCAGAGCACAAUGGUUAUGGGCCACUGGGCAAGGUUACAUGGCUUCUAAAUACUCGUGUGGGACUGGGACUGUCAGUGGUGUCAGACAGAGUUUUCCAUCUCCUAACCCAGGGGUCACUCAACACAGUUGGAACUGGACCCAUAUCACAGAGAAUGAGAGGCCUCUAGUGGCCAAUAGGUAUUAGCAUUUUCAGUGCCAUUGAGGGCUUCCACCACUUUAAUAUAGUCAACUGGGUGGGACUUCCAACUUCCUUGGCUGGUCCAUUCUGGUGACCCGGUUGGAGUCGUGUCCAACUGGGUUACAAGGAGGGAUCAGUCAAUUGUGAAGAAGAAAAUGGACUACUUCAAAAUGGAGAUUUCUUUAAUAGGUUUGCCUAUGCUGUCACAGUUGCUUUAACGGUACAAAGAUGAGUCCUCUACCUCUGUGCCCGGGUACAUCAACUGUCUAGCUGGCAAUGUGGCAGCCAUUUUGAGGAGCUCAAUAAAAUGCCCUGAUGAAAUGGACCGUUCCUCUAACAUUGGGUUGGCAUCACUGUGGUAUAUCCAUCAUUUGAGGAAUUCAAACAGACAUUUAUUUACCAUCCAAGGAAGCAUAUUAUUCCAGACAGGCUACAGAUUGAUAUGGCUUAUAGCAGAACGUGGCCCUGCCAUAGUAUGGACUGACACCUCCUCACAAAUACAUACCUGUUCCGCUGUGACUGUCUGUACAGCAUGUAGCAUGCAAAGUGUUCUGUAUAAAUCUGACUGCAGGAGCUGUUCUCUGUUAGUUCUCUCCUACAUCUGCUGCUACUACUGUAUUGUAUGGAAUGCAGAGCAAAAAUGUCCCCCUACUACCUAUAUAGUACUUUUGACUAGGGCCCAUAGGAACUAUAUAGGGAAUAGGGUGCCAUUUGGGACACAUCCUAUGUGUUCUAUGUAUACCGGUGAGAAAGGGGCUUCAUAGUCAUAGUCCAGUUAUGGUUCUAAGUCAAUGGUACCAACAUCUCUUGAAUAAAAAUGUAGAUUUAAAAACAAACAUGACAA